UUAUGUGUGGAGAGGUGGUUGCAGUCAGUGAUGAUUUUACAACACGCUGUCUCCUGCUGUUUAAAGGAUUUAGGCUGGGAUGAAAUGUUUUCUAAUAAUUAGUGAUUUUUGUGUUUGUUUAUUACCUGCACGGAGUUCCGUGAAAAGGAAAGCAUCCCUUUUCUGUGUUGAAUUUCACACACAGAGCGGAGCGCGUCAGUCGCAGCUACAGACAAGUCGAGCUUUUCAAUGAGAUGAUUUACUGAGAAACAAACGCGUUGAAGCUCCAGCAGAGCUCUGCGCGAUUCUGAAAGACCAAAGUAAAGUUACUCCUUGCAAAGCAUGUUGUUUGUGUUCUUUCUUUAUCACACCAGAAGAAGUGAUGAAUAUAUUUGAAUGGGAAGGCUACAGUACAAAAUAAAUAUUAAUAAAUAAAAACCGCGGUGUUUCUGAUUGAAAAGAGGUUUCCGCUAGACCAGUGUGAAACUCAAACCAGUGAAGAUGGACGCGUCAGCGUGUCCGUGUCGCUCUUUCAAGACGAGCUCGCCUCUACCAUCGAGCACGCAGUGAAAGCGGCUCUACACACCGUCUUGUGUGCGAUUACUAAAGCUGUCGGCAGCAAAUUCACUGAAUUCAGAGUGGAAAUGGAACAAAAAGGAGAAAGAGAAUGAAAGUCUGAAGCUGAGAUUGGAAAUAUCAGAGAGCGAGCUGAAAGCAGUACGAGGCUGUAUAAACGCGACACUAAACAACCUUUACUAUUUCAAGAUCCCAUGGAGAGCCAUGCUAUCCCUGAAUCUAAAGGACAGGAGGGGCCAAAGAUAGAAGCAGGAGUGCUGUGCAAGUCUAAUGCAGGUUACAGAGCUGGCAUGUGUUAAAGAUGAAGAGGUCCCUCAACAGGAAUGUGUUCCUAUUAAAGAGGAGUUCAUAGAGCAUGAAUGUGUCCCCAUCGCAGAGGAACUUCCUCGUGAAAAUCAUGUCUGUACACUUGAGGAGAACAACAAGCUGGGAUCCAACCUGUGUGAUGACUCUCCAUCUGAAUGUGAACUGGGAUUCAGAGCUUCUAAAGUAGAUGAAGGAGAACACGACUCCACUCUAUCACCCCAGUGCAAAAACUCUUCUAGAGGCAAACCACAGUGCAAGAAACACAGAGAAACGACACCCCAAGAAGAAUAUGUGAACACAUUGAGAACUCACUCAGUUACAAUCCCUUCCUUACAAGACAGACACCCACUUACUGUGGAGAGUACAGAGACGCCACAUUCUGUGUGUUUUAACAAUUCUGAAACCCAGGGCAAGUUGAAGACCUUGCCUCAUUCUAUUAAAGGUGGGAAGAGUUCCUGUCAAUUAGACGCUCCUGAAACUCACAAGGGAAAUCCCACAGGAGGGACUAUGUUUUCCUGGGCUGAUUGUAGGAAGAGUUUCAAUCAUAUAUCACUGCUUAAAGGAGACCAGCGCAUUCACACAGGAGAGAAACCUUCUCACAUACAGACCAGUGAUAAGAGUUUCACACAGUUAGGAAAUCUUCAUUCACACCAGCACAUUCACAUAAGAGAGAAACCUUAUCACUGUACUGAGUGUGGGAAGAGAUUAAGUAAUUUAGGAAAUCUUAAAAUCCACCAGCGCAUUCACACAGGAGAGAAACCUUAUCACUGUUCUGAGUGUGGGAAGAUAUUCAGUGACUUAGGAUCCCUUAAAAGGCACCAGCGCAUUCACACAGGAGAGAAACGUUAUCACUGUGCUGUUUGUGGGAAGAGAUUCAGUCAGUUAGGAAACCGCACAAGACACCAUAACAUUCAAACAUAUGUGUAAUCCUAUCCCUGCACUUAGUGUGAAGAAGUUUAGUCAGUUGCAGGCUCUUACAGGACUUGAGAACAUUCUCAGAAAUGCAGACACUUGGGGACGCCUAAACAACAGGAGUGCAUUCGACUAAAUACAGAAAUAUUAACUGAAAACAAAAGAAUAAACUUGCUUGAUAAAUAGGGUCACCCCUAAUCACAAUCUGUUCAGAUCAAAAACUCACCAAAAUCUGUGUUCAUCAUGUUGUUGAGCAUUCUGAUUGUGUUACAUCACAUUAGUAAUAUAUUAAAAAGAUUGUUAUCAUGAGUGCAAGUUUCUCUUUUUUUCCUCCUGCAUUGCUCAGCCUCUUGCAGUGUGUUGUGUGGAAUCUUCCCUGAUACCAUGGUGAAUCUGCGGUACCUCAAGACGCAGCACAGUAUACCACAGUUAUCAUGCGGGCAGCUUGAAGUGUAAAAUCAAUACUGUUUCCAGCAGGGUGCGCCAGAGAGCUUUUAGCACUUUAAUGGGCUGCAUACCAUUGCUUCUUAACAAGGUGAUUUCUGCUCCCGAUGUGUUGAAUACUCCCCUCUCUCUCUGGGGGACUCUAUUAAACAAACAGGCAUGAGGUAUUUAGAAAUCACAGCUUUAUUACAUCAGCUUAGAUUCUCUCGUGUACCAGUUCUCUGUGCAUGGAAACAACAUUUUCAUGAGCCAUCUGCAAAAACAGCACAAGAACUUUACACAUGGCUAAUUUAUAUAGCAACCCCCACCU
This is a messenger RNA of Acipenser ruthenus (sterlet), 2527 nucleotides long. Its product is annotated as zinc finger protein 23-like. The coding region runs from base 826 to 1788 and encodes 320 amino acids. Lineage: Eukaryota; Metazoa; Chordata; Actinopteri; Acipenseriformes; Acipenseridae. The transcript has 3 exons. The record is from RefSeq and is a predicted model, not a curated record. Gene Ontology annotation, biological process: regulation of transcription by RNA polymerase II. Gene Ontology annotation, molecular function: RNA polymerase II cis-regulatory region sequence-specific DNA binding; DNA-binding transcription factor activity.